GCGGCCUCCGAAUGACACCCGUGCGGGCUGCGGCUGCGGCUGCGCAGAACACAGAGCUGAGGGUGUGUGUGGGGUGACUGUGAGCCUGUCUUUAUUGAUGACUAGCUCCUUGUGAGGCUUUCAUUGUCUACUGGGAGGCAGACUUGCUAACUCGCAGAGCCCUGGUCCUCUAGCGUCUUCUAGAAGUUCUGCACUUGGCACUGAACAUUCAGGUGUAGGAUCCGUCUGCAGUUAGUUCUGUGCAGGGUGUAAAGUCUGUGUAAUGAACACAUCUGCGUGGAGAUGACAGGGCGGUCCUGUCACCUGUGUUAGGCCCCACUUACUGGGUUUCCUGACCGAUGCAGUAACCUAUGAGGAUGUGCAUGUGAACUUCACUCAUAAAGAAUGGACUUUGCUGGAUCCAUCUCAGAAGAGUCUCUACAAAGAUGUGAUGCUGGAAACCUACUGGAACCUCACUUCUAUAGGGUACAAAUGGGAAGACCACAAUACUGAAGAACAUUUUCAAAGUUCUGGAAGACCUGGAAGGUAUAUCAUCUGUCACUGUGGAUGCAAGCCAUGUGGGUAUAUGGGAUGUGGAAAGAAACAUGGUACUCCUGUCUCUCUCAGAACAAAUAAGAGAUGUGUAAUAGUUCCCUCUAUGAAAAAACAUGGUGACUGUGAAAUAAGCUUACAAGUAAUUGGUAUUCCAACUUCAGUGGGAAUAUAUCAACAAACUCAUAUUGAAGAAAAACCUUCUGAGUACAAGGAAUAUGGAAAUGUGUCUGUCUAUACUGGAUCACUUUGCACAGGUCAUGUGACUCACAUGAUAGGAAAAUGCUAUAAAUGCAAUCAGUGUGGUAAAACUGUGAGUCCUUCCAGUUCUCUUCAAAGGCAUUUGAAAACUCAUAUGGGAAGAGGAAAUAAUAAAUGUGAGCCAUCUCCUAAAGACUUCAGCUGUUACAAAUGUCUCCAAACACACAAAACAACCAAUAAUGAAGAGGAUCUCUAUGAAUGUAAAACCUUUAUAUCUGAUUCCUCUUUAGAUGUACAUGAAAGAACUCAUUUGGAAAAAAAUCCCCGUGAAUAUGAUAACAGUGAUAAAACCUAUGAAUGUCAUAGUUUUCAGCAAGUACAUAGAACUCAUGUUAGAGAGAAAAGGUGUGGAUAUCAUUGCUGUGGUAGAGACUUCGCAUUGCCUCCUUAUCUUCAAAUACAUACAAAAAAUCAUCCUGGGGAGAAGCCCCAUGGAUGUAAUCAAUGUGGUAAAUCCUUUGCUCAUAAAAGUCAUCUUCUCAGUCAUGAAAGAACUCAUACUGGAGAGAAACCCUAUGGAUGUAAUAAGUGUGGUAAAGCAUUUGCACAUAAAAGUCAUCUUCACAGGCAUGAAAGAAGUCAUACUGGAGAGAAACCCCAUGAAUGUAAUCAAUGUGGUAAAGUUUUUGCACAAAAGAAUAAUCUUUACAAUCAUGAAAGAAGUCAUAGAGGAGAGAAACCCUAUGAAUGUAACCAAUGUGGAAAAGCAUUUGCACAGAAGAACAAUCUUCACAGUCAUGAAAGAAUUCAUACUGGAGAGAAACCCUAUGAAUGUAAUCAAUGUGGUAAAGCUUUUGCAUGUAAUAGUGCUCUUUACAUGCAUAAAAGAAGGCAUACUGGUGAGAAACCCUUUGAAUGUAUUCAAUGUGGUAAAGCCUUUGUACAGAAGUACAAUCUUUACCGUCAUGAAAGAAGUCAUAGGGGAGAGAAACCCUAUAAAUGUAAUCAAUGUAGUAAAGUUUUUGCAGAUAAGUGUAAUCUUUAUAGGCACGAAAGAAGUCAUACUAGAUAGACAUCCUAUGAAUGUUGAAGUAACAAAGUUUUUGCAUAUUGCAGUAGCAUUCAAAAUUUUGAAAAAAAUUCACAGUUGUGAAAAUCCCCAUGAGGUAUAGCCUUGCAGUCCACAUACAUUUUUCCUAUCUAUCUCACCAGUGCAAAAUGCUAUUUAUGUUAUUGUCUUAGUUUGGGCUUUCAUUGCUGUGAAGAGACAUUAUGGCUACACUAACUAUUAUAAAGAAAACAUUCAAUUGAGAUGACUUUCUUAUAGUUUCAGAAGUUCAUCCAUUAUCUUUAUGAUGGAGCAUGGUGGUGUGUAGGCAGAUGUGGUACUGAAGUUGAGAGUGCUGCAUCUUGCAGGCAACAGGAAGUCAACAGACAUUCAGCAGUGUCCUGAGCACAGGAAACCUCAAAGGCUACCCCUACAGUGACACAUUCCCUCAAACGAGGCAUAUCCAUCCCAACAAAGCCACACUUCCUAAUAAUGGCACUCCCUAUGAGAGUAUGGGGGCCAAUAAUGACACAAUGACAUUAAAAUUUGGUUAUGCAGUCCAAAUAGACUUAUAAAGUUGACAAAUGCCUUUAUCUGCUCAAAUAUCAAACAAAAUAUCAUCUUUAGUUGACUUGUUUACAACAUACAUUUCAUAUGCUUGUCUUAAUGCAGAUAUGUAUUUUACUUUAAAAGUUUGUGUUUUUAAAAAAAAAUUGUAUGUUUUCAGAAAAAAUGGUCAGACACCAAUGAAUAUAAGUAGCCCAGGUGAUCCAGCCUCCUAAAAUUCCCCUAUUACAGAUUAUUCAAAAGUAUACAUCCAAAAUCAAAGCUGUCAACUGAGAUGAUUCAGUCUCACAGAUUACCCAGUCAAGACUUUAGAUAAACCCUGCACUGUUCUAUUACAUAGAGGCUGGACAAUAAAUGUUACACUUAGUUUUCCCAGGACUUGACCAUUACUGCAAUUUUCUCAGGAUUCCCUAAAGAUUUGUUGCCCCAGACAAUAAAAGUAAGUUAAAGAACACAACACCCACAUUUCCAAGAGUUGGGGCGGAUGGAUCUUUGUCCUUCAAUGGAUUAUGGAUGUUUAUCAUGUUUUGGGGGGUUGGUUGCAAAUUGUUAUUGGUUUUGAUAAGGGAGGAAACUAAGCAUGGGAGUUUAUAUUCAGAGAUCUCUUUCUGAAAAGAAAUGGAUGGCAUUUAGAAAUGAUAGAAAAACAGGUGUAGUUGGAUCUACUUUAAGAAGCAACUAAUAAUUUCAAAUAUUUUCAUUGUUAUGGGUAUGUUUUUAUACUUUUUAAGGUAUUGUACCUAU
This is a messenger RNA of Microtus ochrogaster (prairie vole), 3091 nucleotides long. Its product is annotated as zinc finger protein 431-like. The record is from RefSeq and is a predicted model, not a curated record. Gene Ontology annotation, molecular function: RNA polymerase II cis-regulatory region sequence-specific DNA binding; DNA-binding transcription activator activity, RNA polymerase II-specific. Gene Ontology annotation, cellular component: nucleus. Lineage: Eukaryota; Metazoa; Chordata; Mammalia; Rodentia; Cricetidae. Gene Ontology annotation, biological process: regulation of transcription by RNA polymerase II.